Messenger RNA from Megalobrama amblycephala (Wuchang bream), 4816 nucleotides. It is a transcript of the gene malt1, whose product is annotated as MALT paracaspase 1. Gene Ontology annotation, biological process: proteolysis. Lineage: Eukaryota; Metazoa; Chordata; Actinopteri; Cypriniformes; Xenocyprididae. The record is from RefSeq and is a predicted model, not a curated record. The transcript has 18 exons. Gene Ontology annotation, molecular function: cysteine-type endopeptidase activity. Bases 420 to 2882 code for a protein of 820 amino acids.
UGUGUGUGUGUGUGUGUGUAAAGUAAUCGUAUGUAAAGCAUUGGUCAGCUGGUUAAGAAGUUCUCGGGGGACUGAGUCAGUAAUUCCUCAUCAGUGUACAGGCCUAUACAUUAUGUUUACGAAGAGCGAGUCUCUUUUUUUGACUAUAAGAACACACUUCCGUUUAAGAACUCUUUGAGCUCGGGAGAGACGAACACCUUCCUCUUUGUUAGACAUCAGGAAGUGAUGCGUACACACACGUAUUUUUUGUAAGUUGGAUUUCCCCGCAUCAGUCAGUGCAGCGAAGGAUUAAUGGGAAACAUUUCUAAUGGGAUACAUCAUGACAGCAUCUGAUCUGCCUGCGGUGCUUUGCUGAACAUUUAAACCUGAGAUCAGCAGAUCAACCAAUCACAGUUGUGUAUGAGCUGUUAUCCUCAAUCAUGUCAGAUUUGAAUGACAACUCUUUGAACAUCAAUUUCUUGAAAGAAUCUGUGUUAAAGAGGCUCUGUGAGUCUCUUGACAAGGCCAACAAUAAGGGAUGGCGAAAACUGGGGGAGAUUGUGAAAAGUGACAGGCGAUUCAAAGUGAGUCUCGAUGAUAUGGACAUGUGUUCUCUGAAGGCUUUGGAGGCAGACGGGAGUCCCUCCCGCUCCCUGCUCAAACUCAUUGGAGAUCAAGGAUGUAUUUUGGGUGAACUGGUUGAGUUUCUACAGAUCAUGGGUCAUACGGAUGCCCUGCAGUACCUUAAACCUCCAGGAAUUCAGAUUCUCGUCCAGCCGCAGUCAGUGGCUGUCAUUGCUGGGCACAACCUUCGUCUCAGCUGUUGUGCUGUUGGUGCGUCACAUGUGCAGUUCCAGUGGUUUAAGAAAACGGAAGAGGUAUAUAACAGCUCUUCCCCAGACCUGGUGUUCAGCCCAGUCCAGGUCAAAGAUGCAGGGUUUUACAUCUGUAGGGUGAACUGUGGAAGCACAUAUGAGUUCAGUCACUGGGCCCAAGUAGACGUCCUUGAUGUUCCACCAAGAUAUGGAUUAGUGUCUUUGGCAUUAGAGGGCAGGCCGAGGGUCCUGAUCCAGCCUCAGCCUCAAAGGCUGCUGGUGGGUGAUCUACUCUAUCUGGAGUGUGGAGCUAUUGGCAGACCUCUACCGCAAUAUCAAUGGUACAGAAAUGGAGGGCCGAUCAAAAAAGCCAACAGGAGGAAGUACACUGUCAAGAAUUUGUUGCCAGAGCACGAGGGAAGAUAUCGCUGCGAGAUCUUCUGCAAUAAUGAGCGAACAUGGAGCAAUGAAGUCGAUGUUGUUGUUAUUGAAAAUCCUUGCCAUUCUGAAAUGAAAGAGCCAAGAAUAUCUCUUCAAAUUUCAGGAGCGAUGGAGUGCUCUGAAGAUGACUUUCUGACUGUUGAGAAGGAUUACCUUCAUGAGAAACCUUAUGCUACAGACAAAGUGGCUCUUCUCAUCGGUAACCUCACAUAUCGAAACCACCCACAGCUGAAAGCGCCCAUGGUUGAUGUUUAUGACCUCACUAAUUUGCUGCGGCAGCUGAACUUUAAAGUGGUGUCUCUGCUGGAUCUGACAGAGUCAGAGAUGCGGAACGCUGUGGAGGAAUUCUUGUCCCUGCUUCAUAAGGGAGUUUAUGGUUUGUUGUAUUAUGCUGGACAUGGUUAUGAGAACUUUGGGAACAGCUUCAUGGUGCCUGUGGAUGCCCCAAAUCCAUACCGCUCAGGCAACUGUCUCUGUGUUCAGAGCAUUCUGAAACUGAUGCAGGAGAAGGAGACUGGACUCAAUGUGUUCCUCCUUGAUAUGUGCAGGAAAAGAAAUGUACAUGAUGACGCCAUGCCAAAUGUCAUGCUCAAAGUUACAGCCAAUAUUGUGUUUGGAUAUGCCACUUGCCAAGAUGCUGAGGCUUUUGAGUUGAGUUCAAGUGGAUUCACCAAUGGAGUCUUUAUCAAAUUCCUGAAGGAGCGCCUCCUAGAGGAUGAGAAGAUAACUGUUCUGCUAGACAGUGUGGCUGAAGACAUGGGCCAGUUUGACCCCACAAAGGGUAAGCAGGCUCUAGAGAUCCGCAGCAGCCUGUCAGAGAGACGUUCCCUCACCGAUCCCAUCCGCCCCGGGGACUACUCAGAUCCAGCUGAGGCACACAACCUGCUCUGGUCUAAAGCACAUGAACUGCCAGAGAGUAAACUUCUGGACUUUGACUGUGGAGUUCAGAUAAAAAUGGACUUUGCUGCCGAGUUCUCCAAUGUGCUGGUCAUCUACACCAGCAUUGUGAAAAAGCCAGAGGAGAUGCAGUCAUGCCAGGCACACAUAACUAACCUUCCUCUGGACCUGGAUGUAGACCCUAAGCUGAUGAAUAAGGAAACUGUGGAGGAAACGGGAAGCUUCUUACUUUCAGGCAGUCUUCCUCAGCACUGCCUCUACACCAGACUCAGCUCAGUGCAGAAACUCAAGGAGGAAUUAGCUUUCACAGUCUGCCUACAAGUCCAGUUUAACUCCCUAGAUGACAUGGUCCAGUGGAACAUGGACGUUAACAUCGGCAAGCCUCUCACCGCCAAACUGGAUCUCAACCGGCCCACCAGGAAGAACAGCUGCCAGCUGACGUGUCACAUGCCGCACAGCCCCUCGACCAGCCCCAGCCACAGCCCCGCAUGUGACCGCCGCUUCCACAGCCAGAGCCCCUGCUUCCCCCAGCAGUACGCCAACCCCUACCUCAACGUCUGUGAGCCUCUCCACGGAGCUGUUGGAGGUUAUGAGGACUUUCGAUUGUAUGGUGACCAUACAUAUCAAUACGAGAACAUGCCAUGCUCACCCUUCCUGAACCCACCGAGCAUUCCCAUUGAGACCACUGAUGACAUUGAUGACAUGCAGAAUGAGUUCAUGAAUAGUUUACAACUCUAUAACAAUCCUUGAGUGAGUACAAAGUGCGAAACAGAUGAUUAAAGACAAAAGUCCACCCAAAAUGAAAAUUCUUAUCCUCAUGCCUUCCUAAGAUAUAUGACUUUCUUUUCUCAGUUGAACACAAACAAAGAUUUUUAGAAUAAUAAUCUAUCUCUGUGAGUUCCAUAGGCAUAGUGGGAUGAGUGGGACAUGUCCCCACCACUUUUUGCAAGGGUCGAUAUUGUCCCCACCACUUUUUUGAGACAUCUCGCUACACAGAUAUACUAAAAGCAAAUGAAACCUAUCCAGUUGAUGUUCAUUUGUGUUAAAUAAGAGCCGUUCGUUGCCCGUGUUAUGAGUGGCAGAACUUUCUCUUUUUGUUCGUGCAUAGUCUAUACAAUCAUUAAUGACCAUCUGUGAUUUUAAUGAGGAAAACAAAACUAUAUGAGGGCAGAUUAGGAACUGAAACCUCUGACAUGCUUAACAAAAGUUCUACCACCAGACCAUUAGGGAAUCCAAAUGCUUAUUGUAAAUCUAUGUAUUUAUUCACUAACGUGAAGAAUCUCAGGACUAACAAUAUAUUGUAUUAUAGAUAUAUAGUAGGUGUUAAGAAUGAAACUCACAAUUAAAUCACAUUAAACAUGAGUUCUUAAUUGUUCUAUUGAAAUUGAUUUCUAGACAUCGUAAUGUUAUUUUUUUCUACAAUUGUUAUUGUACAUAUAGCACACCCCCCCACACACACACUUUUUAAAACAAAGUUACGCCACUGUUGAGUUCAUAUAAUGCAAGUAGAUGGGAUCCUCAAAGUUGAUGCUUCAAAAACCACAGAAAACAAGCACAAUGCUAACCCAUAUGACCCCAGUUGAUGAAUCAAUAACUUCUGAAGCGAAACGAUGUAGUGUGUGUGUAAAUAUCACACAGGUUGAUGUAAGCGUGUUGUGAAACUCACGUGAGAAGUGAUGUCCUGUGUGCUCUGUGUUACUUUUUGCACUUACAUCAUGCUUCAGAACAUGGUGACGUUUACAGCAAGCGAACUUAUGAACCCGCAUGUGACAGUUAGCCAAUGGUGAUAUAUUUUUUAAAUAUUAGUACUUUUCUUUUACAGACCUAUCAUUUCACUUCAUAAGACAUUGAUUCAUCAACUGGGGUAGUAUGAAUUACCAUGGUGUUCACUUUGUGUGGUUUUUGAACUGUCGGCUUGGGAGAUCCCAUACACUUCCAUUAUAUGGACUCAAAGAAGUGGAUUAUUUUGAUAAAAUAUUCAUUUGUGUUCAUCUGAAGAAAGAAAGUCAUAUAUUUGGGACGGCAUGAGAGUGAGUAAAUGAGAGAGUUUUCAUUGUGGGUUUAGUAUGUUAAAGGUGAGGGGGGUCAUUUAAGUUAAAAUACUGUCUCAUAUCCCAUCUUAAUGUUUAGACUAUAAAUCAAUUAUGAGUAAUCCAUUGAUAAAUUGACUGCAUUAUUUUUGCAUUUGCCUUUGGUGGUGGUAGUGAUGCAAAAAUUAUAUCCCAGGUGGUCAUGUCUAACAGUUUUCAGUCUGCACCUUCAUGUGACUAACUUAUGGAACCUUCAAAAUAUUUUAUCGUGAAGAAAAUAUUGUAACAUACUGUGAACUGUAAGUAUUUAGUGGUUUAGUAUUUAGUGUUAAAAAUCUCAUCAUAUCUUUACAUUUAAACAUAUCUUUUUCAUGUGGAUUUUAAAGAGUUAUUUAGAAAAAUAACCUUUAUUUUUAAAUAAAAAGUGCAUGAAUCAUAUAUAAUGAUUAUUUUUUAACAUGUAGAUGUUGGUCAUAAGUCAUAACAUUGACUUUGCAAUUUAAGAUUACUCAGUAUUAAGUCAAUCACAGUUUGAUUUUUUUUUUUUUUUUUAAAGAAAGAAAAAGAAGAUCAAGGAACAAAAUAAAAACAGAUUAAGAUAAAAAAAGAACCAAAUGAAAGGACUCUGAAUAAAUUCACAAAUUAAUUUCUGAA